AUGUCGGGCGUGCGGGAAAUUCCGGCGGAGGACAGCAUCAAGGUGGUGUGCCGGUUCCGGCCCCUCAACGACAGCGAGGAGCUCGCCGGAUCGAAGUUCGUCGUGAAAUUUCCUUCCGGUCCGGAGGAAAAUUGUCUCUCGAUUGGGGGCAAAGUGUACCUCUUCGAUAAAGUGUUCAAACCGAACGCAACACAAGAGAAGGUGUACAAUGAGGCGGCAAAGUCGAUCGUCUCGGACGUCCUGGCCGGCUACAACGGCACGAUCUUCGCCUACGGUCAAACGUCCUCCGGUAAAACGCACACGAUGGAGGGCGUAAUCGGUGACCCGGCCAAGCAGGGCAUCAUACCGCGCAUCGUGAACGACAUCUUCAACCACAUCUACACGAUGGAGAUGAACAUCGAGUUCCACAUCAAGGUGUCGUACUACGAGAUCUACAUGGACAAGAUCCGCGAUCUGCUGGACGUGUCGAAGGUGAACCUGAGCGUGCACGAGGACAAGAACCGGGUGCCGUACGUAAAGGGUGCAUCGGAGCGGUUCGUCUCCAGCCCGGAGGAGGUGUUCGAGGUGAUCGAGGAGGGCAAAUCGAACCGGCACAUCGCUGUGACCAACAUGAACGAGCACUCGUCCCGUUCGCACUCGGUCUUUCUGAUCAACGUGAAGCAGGAGAACAUGGAGAACGAGAAGAAGCUGUCCGGCAAGCUGUACCUGGUCGAUCUGGCCGGUUCCGAGAAGGUGUCGAAGACGGGCGCCGAAGGUACGGUGCUGGAUGAGGCGAAGAACAUCAACAAAUCGCUGUCGGCGCUGGGCAACGUGAUCUCCGCCCUGGCCGACGGUAACAAGACACACAUCCCGUACCGUGACUCCAAGCUGACGCGUAUCCUGCAGGAAUCGCUCGGUGGUAACGCGCGCACCACCAUCGUCAUCUGCUGCUCGCCUGCAAGCUUCAACGAGUCGGAAACGAAGUCGACACUUGAUUUCGGUCGCAGAGCGAAGACGGUCAAGAACGUGGUAUGCGUGAACGAAGAGCUAACGGCUGAGGAGUGGAAACGGCGAUACGAGCGAGAGAAGGACAAGAACACCAAGCUGAAGGGAAAGAUCGAAAAGCUGGAAGCGGAAUUGGCCCGAUGGCGUGCAGGCGAAACGGUCAACGUCGAGGAGCAGCUCGAUUUGCAGCAGGACGCGAUGGAGGCAAGCACACCGAACGUGGAGGUGUUGCUGGCCCAGCCGGCUGAUCUGCCUGUUCCGGCGACACCGGGCGGUGGAGGCUUGCCGUUGUCGGCCGAGCGGGACACGCUCGAGGUCGAGCGGGAACGCUUGUACCAGCAGCUGGACGAAAAGGACGAGGAGAUCAACCAGCAGUCGCAGUACGUGGAGAAGCUGAAGGAGCAGAUCAUCGAUCAGGAGGAGCUGAUCGCGAACACGCGCCGCGACUACGAGAACCUGCAGUCGGAGAUGACUCGCAUCCAGCAGGAGAACGAGAACGCGAAGGAGGAGGUUAAGGAGGUGCUGCAGGCGCUCGAGGAGCUCGCAGUCAACUACGACCAAAAGUCGCAGGAGAUCGAACUGAAGAACAAGGAGAUCGAUACGGUGAACGACGAGCUGCUGCAAAAGCAGACGGCGCUGAACAGCGUCCAGUCGGAGCUGCAGCAGUUGAAGGAUAUGUCGUCGCAUCAGAAGAAGCGCAUCAACGAGAUGCUGACGAACCUGCUGCGCGAUCUGUCAGAGGUUGGGCAGGCGCUGGCAGCCGACCAAAACGAGAUGAAGAUGAACGUGGAGGCGACGGCCGGCAAGGUUGAGGAAGAGUUCACCGUCGCCCGGCUGUACAUCAGCAAGAUGAAGUCGGAGGCCAAGAACCUGUCGGCUCGGUGCGCCAACCUCGAGACGCUCCAGCAGGACACCUGCCGGAAGGCGGGCGAUUACGAGAAGAAGUUGAGCGAAUGUCAGCUGCUGAUCUCGCAGCACGAGGCUCGCAUGAAGUCACUGCAGGAGUCGAUGCGUGAGGCCGAGAACAAGAAGCGUACGCUGGAGGAGAACAUCGACGCAUUGCGGGAGGAAUGCGCCAAGUUGAAGGCGGCCGAACAGGUGUCGGCGGUGAAUGCGGAGGAGAAGCAGCGUGCCGAUCAGCUGCGGGUUGCGUUCGAGAGUCAGAUGGAUCAGCUGCGGGAUGUCCACACCAAGCAGGUGUCGGCACUUCGGGACGAGAUCUCCGAGAAGCAGGAGCUGAUCAACGAACUGAAGGAUACGAACCAAAAGCUGACCCUUGCCCACCAGCAGAUGACGGCCGAUUACGAGAAGCUGAAGCAGGAGGAGCAAGAGAAGUCAUCCAAGUUGCAGACGCUAAUGCUUACCGACGAAAGACGCGAGCAGGCACGCAAGGAUCUCAAGGGAUUGGAAGACACGGUAGCGAAGGAGCUCCAAUCGCUACACGCUCUUCGCAAGCUGUUCGUUCUGGAUCUGCAGGCGCGCAUCAAGAAGUCGCUAAACUCGGAGGACACCGAGGACGACGGUGGUUCGCUGGCGCAAAAGCAGAAGAUAUCGUUCCUCGAGAACAACCUCGAGCAGUUGACGAAGGUCCACAAGCAGCUCGUGCGGGAUAACGCGGAUCUGCGGUGCGAGCUGCCGAAGCUCGAGAAGCGCCUCCGGACGACGGUUGAGCGCGUGAAGGCCCUCGAGACGGCGCUGAAGGAAGCGAAGGAGGGUGCGAUGCGCGACCGGAAGCGCUACCAGUACGAGGUGGACCGCAUCAAGGAGGCCGUUCGCCAGAAGAACCUGGCCCGUCGCGGACCGCAAGCACAAAUCGCUAAGCCAAUUCGGGCCGGACAGGGACAAUAUUUGUUCAAGAGCGGUGGUACGGGAGCGGGCAAUGCGGCCCCUGGUGGCGGAACCGCUAUCACCCCCAAGGCAAUGUCGGACGAAAAGCGAAAGUCCCAGAUUAAGGAUAUGGAUAGUUGAAUUCACUGGCCAGUCACGGUCGCUCCGUCUGCAUUGCGGGAGGAUGACUCCCAGUAGCUAAGGGAAAAAACGGCUAGAGUUGAGCACGCGCAGGUUUUACACAACACGGCAAACCGGAAAAGCGCCCGACAGGCGGCGGACAAGUAGUUUGGUGGUGUAGGCUGAUAGAGGAGGGAGAUGCAUGCUGGACUGGUGUGACCUAGAGGGAAGGGAGGAGAGAUGAAUAGAAAGAGUAAAGGGCAAUGGUUGCAACACGUGAACUGAAUUCGAAACGAGAUUCCAGGGCUAAAUCGAAAUCCGAAUGAGUAGAAAGGGUUGGUGACAUUUUCCACCUUUGCGAGCAAAAAUUGCGCUUCAUGCUGAUGGUUGAUUCUCUUGGUUGCUACCUACUUUACUUACGACUUCUUUCCACCUCAAGUUCGGCGCUGCUCUCAACUGUUGCAGGAGAAUUGUAAAGAAACAACUACUAUUACUAUAUUAUUAUAAUUAUUAUACUUAUGAUUAUUAUUAUUAUUAUAUUCUUAAAUUAAUUCAUAUCGUAUCGUUCGCGUAAGUGAGCAGGGCUGAGCACACUUGGAGCAAUCAUCAUACAACUGCUGUAAGGGCAGCGCCGAAUAAACGAGGACGUGAAUCAAUUGCUAAUGGAACAAUGAAACCAAGUUGAGGUAGAAGAUAGGCUGCGCUCUUCACUUAACGAUUAAGGUAGCAGAAAUAGCUAACAAGGCUGCUGCUCGCGGCAUCUGUUUCUAAUAUCCGUUAUCAACUCUUUUUGACUUCUGUUUUAGAUGGUGCGUUCUGUCAGUAAUGUGUGGUAAAGUGAGAAGAAUCAGAAAAUAGAAAGAGAGAGAGCGUGCAAUUGUAAUUGUAAAGCAGAUUUGGUGCAAGCAGGAAUGGAGUUACUAGAGUAGACUAAUAGCGAAACAAAUUUUUCAAUUAUACAGUGGUAGAAGAACGUCUCCCUCUGGUCCUCUUGUCAUGCGCCAACCGGUUUGGGCGGUGUUAUGGAACGCCUGUAUUGCGGUAUCUACUGCUAAGGAUCUAAGAAUAUCCAUCUAAAGCCCUUUCUCUCCCUCCUCCAAGUAUUUUCCUGCUCCAUAGCCCUGCUCAUGGGUGCCAGCUAAGUGUGCUAUCUUACCGGUCGGUGUAUUGUCGCUUCAACACAUACACACAUUGCAAAACAACAAAAAUUAACGCCAAGGGCUUAUGAUUUUUCCGCUGCAUCGCAAGCGAGUAUGCAAACGAAUCAAACGAGCACACAUACAUUUGCAAGUCCGGAUCUCCAGGAUAUUGACCCAGAAAGGACAGGAAAAACGGGCUCCCUCGCCUACGCAAACACACACGUCAUAUAAUCAUGCUUGCGGCAGCGUAGUAGUUUAGGUCUGAGGGGACGUCGCUGUCGGCUGGAUAAAUUGCGCUUACUAAAAACAACCCUUACUCUACCAAGCAAACGUAUGUAGACCCACAAACCAGUGUAACCCCUCUACUUACGGACAAAAUUACUGCUUAUUUUAGUGAUCAGCAAAAAUACAAAAUGAUGAUAAAAGUACUCCCGCCUGUGCAUUGCCGGCCGGG
Molecule: messenger RNA, 4524 nt
Organism: Anopheles nili
Lineage: Eukaryota; Metazoa; Arthropoda; Insecta; Diptera; Culicidae
Gene: Khc
Product: kinesin heavy chain
Exons: 8
Coding region: 1-2952 (983 amino acids)
Biological process (GO): microtubule-based movement
Molecular function (GO): ATP binding; microtubule binding; microtubule motor activity
Source: RefSeq, a predicted model, not a curated record